This is a messenger RNA of Tarenaya hassleriana, 2818 nucleotides long. Its product is annotated as coumaroyl-CoA:anthocyanidin 3-O-glucoside-6''-O-coumaroyltransferase 2. NCBI's taxonomy places the organism in Eukaryota, Viridiplantae, Streptophyta, Magnoliopsida, Brassicales, Cleomaceae. The transcript has a single exon. Bases 27 to 1463 code for a protein of 478 amino acids. The record is from RefSeq and is a predicted model, not a curated record.
UCUCACUGUCUGUACUGUAUCUCACCAUGCCUCCUCAUCAGCUCAAUGUCAUAGAGACCAGCCACGUCUCUCCACCACGAGGCUCGGCCCCAUCUGUCACUCUUCCGCUCACGUUCUUUGACGUACCAUGGCUCACUCUCCCCCUCGUACAGUCCGUCUUCUUCUACUCUUACAAUGACUCGACAGCUCAAUUUUUGUCCGACACCCUUCCUAUCCUCAAACACUCUCUGUCCCUCACUCUUCAGCAUUUUUACCCAUUUGCUGGCGCCCUGAUCUGUCCACCCCGCCCUGAACCUCCUUAUCUCCGCUUCAUCGACGGCCAAGACUCUCUCCUUUUCACCGUUGCGGAAUCAACAGAACACAAUUUCGAACAUCUCAAAGCUGAUUACCCUAAAGAUGUCAGACUCUUACAUGACUUGCUGCCUAAGUUACCCCCUGCCAUUGAGAUCGCUCCCGAGAGAGUUCUGAAACGCCCCGUCAUGGCAAUUCAAGUCACUGUUUUUCCAAACACCGGAAUCUGCAUAGGGAAAACACAAAGUCAUGUGUCCAGUGAUGGAGUCUCGGCGAUGCAUUUCAUCAAGUACUGGACGUCAAUGUGCAAGAGCAUGACAGUAGACAGAGAUUCGCUUCACCGUCUCUCGCUUCCACCACCAAACCUCACCAGCAGAGCUGCGAUCAAAGAUCCUGCCGACAUAAUCAAAGGGCACUUAGAGCGUUUCUGGAGCAUCAAAUCUGAAAACGGUGACAGACAUGACACUAUUGAUCGUCCGAGGAACAUGGUCCGAGCUACGUUUUCAAUGAGCCGAGCCCAGAUCGAGAAUCUUAAACAAUGGGUUCACGAACGGUCAGCAAAUCAAUCGCCCGUGUCGAGCUUCGUGGUGACUGUGGCAUUUACCUGGGCUUGCCUAAUCAAAUCGCUCAUGGACGACGCAGACAAAGAACAGGGAAACGAUGAGACCUUUCGAUUGCUCAACAACGUGGAUUGCCGAAACAGACUGAAAUGCGACGAACAUAUACCAUCCACGUACUUCGGAAACUGCAUGGCGCCAGGGAUUGUAUCCGUGAAGAAACGUGACCUGCUCGGAGAAAACGGCGUUAUGGAAGCCGCAAAAGCAAUAGCGGGUCAGAUAAAGGAAAUGCUAUCGAGCGACAUUCUGAGAACGGCACCAACAUGGUCGGGAGAGGUACGCAAAUGGGUAAUGACGCGAUUUAAGAUGUCGGUGGCAGGGGCUCCGCAGCUGCGGAUGUACGACAUGGAUUUCGGAAUAGGGAAGCCCUGUAAAGUGGAGAUAGUGCAUGUAGAGUCUGGCGAUUCAUUUGCACUCUUGAACUCGAGAGAAGGUCGUGAUGGGAUUGAGAUCGAAAUAGCACUAGCUAAUGACAGGAUGGAAGCUUUCACUAAGCAGUUCGACGAGGGAAUCAAGAUUUUUACCCAGAGGAACUUUGGACUUCUCAACAUAUAAGCCAUGACAAUGGUGACCUCACAGAAAAACACAAGCAAUCUCUUGAAUUACCCUUUAAUUUACAUUGCAGCCUAUAUCAUACUAUCGAUGGCAACAAAUUUGAUUUCAUUAUAUGAAUCCAUGGCAAGUCCCAGUUUACAACUAUAGGCAGUCAUAUCAAUGAAAAGGUCCAUAAGAUUAUUCAUGUCAUAGAAAGUAGUUCUCUAAACGAAGAUGCUGUGUGACGGUUUACUGUCGACGAUGGAGAGGGCUGCGAGACGUUGCAGUGUCCGGCCUAAAGGGUCAUACGACCCAAAGGGUUACAGGACAGGUUCCCAAACGCAAACAAAAAAAAGCCAAUGGGAAAACAAUUACUGAGCUUAAAUAGUCUCUUAACACGAAAACAGAACGGGUAUGAGUAGCUAAACUCAUAGAUUUGAACCAGGGGAAGCUAUAACUCAAUAAAGAGAACAACUUGAAAACAAGAUUGUAGUGUUUUAGUUUAACUCCGGUCUCACAGACAAAGCAAGAGACGAAGCUGAUGACAACACAGCAAUGUCCGAGUUUGUCAGACUACAAGCACACGAAAACAAGUGCAAGAGUAUAGUUAAACUCAAUAGACAUUUUAGCACAACACAUUUUGCCAUAAACAAGCCUCAGAAGAAUCCGUUAACGUCAGAGAAUUGCAGCUUCUGCCAAGUAGGUUCUCCCUGAAAAACAGGGUCUUGGCUCCACUGCACCUCAACCAAGUGGAUUAGAUCCUCAUCGGCAACACCAGAAAACGUAGGCAAACAUAAAACCAGACAAUCGGGGAGAUUAAAGCCCACAAAUUUCUUUCAGAAAAAUAGCUAAACGAUUUAUAUAAAGAUUGCCUCAGCAAAAUCCAAAAACUUCAUAGAACUGCAGCUUCUGCCAAGUAGGUUCUCCCUGAAGAACAGGGUCUUGGCUCCACUGCAACUCGGCAAAAUGGAUUGAAUCCUCAACGGCAUCUCUACUUCAAAAAAAUUGUAAGAUAAAGAAAUGCUAGACAUAAAUUCAAUUCAUUAAGCGGCUCAGUAUAAAAUACAGCUCUUUCAAUCAAGAAUUCUCUGAAGCAGAACUGGCGUUAAAGCUGUCGAAUUAUUCAUCACUGCCAAAAUCAGAAUCAAUAACGUAACACAAAAAAAAGUCAAGAUCUUUAGAUCAGAGAAUUGAGAAGAAAUCAGAGAUUUGGCUCAUAUCAAGAAAUUCAACCAUUUUUUUCCGUAUAUGCUUCAUAGACAGAUCUCAGAAGCGCGGAUAAAUCGUGUAAUCACAGCCAAAUUUGCAGAAUUUCCCUGAUUCAAUCCAAACCCACGAACAAAAACAUAGAUUGUGAAAGGUGUAGCCAUUGCUUU